AUGUUGCCAGAGCGGGCUUUGAGCCGGCCAAUUUUGGUGGAGGUCCUGACGGCGUACGAAGAUUCGCCGGAGGAAGCCACGGAGGAGGUUAUGAAGCUGUGGAUAGGGCUUUUGAAUCCCAGCCUUGUCUCGGCUGUGCGCCCUGGCCGGGGCGUGGAUGUGGUAGCAGACAUUUACAAAGAAGACGAGGUUAUGGGCAGGACGCUGAUCCCGUUCGGCCCCAGUUUGGUGGAGGUGUCGGAGGAGCAUUUUGCUUUCCACUCGGCAGAAGAACAAGGGCCUCCGGAGGCAGAGGAAGUCUCCGGAGAUCCUAUGGAAGUGAGGAUGCAAGAGAUGGAGAGAGGUAUGAAAGCAGUGCAGGCGAGCUUAGCCGAGCUGGUGCAGAACAGCAGGCCUCCAUCAAAGAAGGUAGAGGUCGAAGCCAGGAAGAGUGCCUUGAGAGCCCCGCCUUUGCCGGGCCUCGACCCUGCAGUGGUGACAUCGGCGCGAGAAGCCGGCAUUCCAGAGGAUCAGCUUCGCAGGCUCAGCGGCCUUCUUGCCAAGGGCAACAAGAUGACGGACGUUCCGCGGCCGAAGCAAGCCGCCACCAAGCUCGUCGCCGCAGAUCCGCUGAGCGAAAGCGAAGCCGAGCCUGCGUUCGAAGAGGUGGAAGACGCCACGGAGGAGGAAGCUGCAGGAGCUCCCAUCGAGCAAGCGGUCAAGCAGCUCACAAAGAUCGUGGGCACUUUGGCAAAGGACAGAGAGAAGAAAGCAAGGGAUUUGGAAGCUUUGCUGGAUGGUGUCGAGCCCGAAGGCGAGAGUUCGACCUCGAGCACUGGCAAGGGCAAAGCAGCAGUCUACAAAAGGCUCAAAGCCUGCCUCCAGAGCGAUCCCGCUUUCAUCUACGAGACGGUCGAAAGUCUGUUGGAAAAAGACUUCAAUGUGAUGCGCAGUGCACCGGGCGCCUCAGUCCAGAGCACCUCGGCACGAGCUUGGUUGGAGCACAGGUCGAGGCUGGGAAACUAUGCAGCCACGAUCAGAUACACCUGGAUUCUCUGCGGGAUCUGGGAUGCCCUGCGGAGCGGGGCAGUCAAGGAGGCGAGAGCCCGAGAAGUGCUGUUGGAGGAAGCCCCGCCGAUGAGCAGUUUUCAGCAGCGGCGGCAAGUCGACCAAUGGGACCAGCCAAGCUCCCGUCUGCUCGACGAGAGGUGGCAGGAGGUGCCGAUGUGGCGGGUGAAGUCCCGCGAUUCCUACAUAGAGAGCAGAAAGCGCCUCUCAAGCACCACCAACCGCCCAUCCAGAGAGGGGACGGGCAAAGGGGCGGAUUCCAGCAGAGACGGCAAAGACAAAGGCAAGGGCAAGAAAGGCAAGGACAAAGACAAGAAGCCGCCGGGAGAGAAGCGAGCGACCGAAGGGAGUAUGUGGCCGCUGCCGGCUCCUUUCCCGGAAAUGCACCGGAGGGGUGCAAACCGGACUCAGCGCGACGCCGCGCGCAAACUGGGACUAAACUUUUUGGUCCUGGUGCUCAACUUUUUGGGUUCCCCGGCAGUGCAUUGGAGGAGAGCAAUGCCACCUUUGGGGACCCCUUUGAACUCUACGCAGUGGGCUUUUGUCCGCAGCCUUCGACACCAUGUUGAUGCUUGGAACUUGGAAGAAGAUGUGACGAGCGAAGCCAUGGGCCGAGCUGCUGCAAAGGUUGAGAACGUGGAGGCAGUUUUGGAGAAGUUAGAAGAGGAGGCGCAGAGCGUUGCAGAGAAGCUGCAGCGCUACAAGCACCGACGAAAGAAGGUGCUGCACACAGACUGGGGUCAUAGAGGAGACCCGGGCGAAGUGGUCGGUCAGAUGGCCCUCAAGCCUGGCCAUCUUGCAAAAGCAGUGGAGCCCGCGCGCCUGCAUUUUUGGGGCGUGCCAAGUUUUGAGGCGGAGGAGUUCAUGGAUGAAGAGAACAGGGCCGUCUUUUUGGACCCUCUCUCGCAUGCGGCUGCCCCUGACCUAAACCAGCGGCCACCUCCGCGGGUGAAAGUCAGGAUUGCCCGCAGAGACAAGUUGGCUCUGCUUGAGAAGCUGGACAGCGUGGAACGGCUCGCCUUGGUGCCUAGCAGCAGCAUCAGGCAGGGCUAUGAGAAUGGGCUGUUCACGGUGCCAAAAGAUGAAGUGCGAGACAGGAUGGUGCUGGACGCCAGGCCUCCGAAUUGUUUGGAGGACAACACUGACGUGUGGAUCCGCUCUCUAGGGUCCUUAGUGCAGUUUCAGCAUUUUUUCUUGGAGCCAAAUGAAGAUGCCAGGUUGUUUGCGGAGGACUUGAGAGAGUUUUACCAUGCCUUUUCCAUCAGUCCCAGCCGCGUUCUUCGGAACGCCUUAAAGCUGAAGGUGAAGCCUCGACUUGUGGAGCACCUGAAGUGUUUCCAUCCUGGUCUGCAGCAUGAGGAGUUUCUGGUUCCCUGUUUGCGCACAAUGGCGAUGGGGGACAAUAGAGCAGUCAGUUUUGGGCAGGUGGCUCAUUUGGGCGUUUUGCUCAGAACAGGAGCUUUGCGCCUGGCGGAUUUCAUCUGCCUGGCAGCCCGGCCGCCCAGACAGAGGUGGCUAGCGGGCUUGAUGAUAGAUGAUUUGGUUUUGGUUGAGGCUGUGCCAAGAGAUGUUUUGGGGUAUAGCUCAACUUGUGAGGCCAUCAUCAAAAAAGUCAGAGAGCAGUACGAGCAGGUGAAGUUGCCUCGCCAUGAAGGCAAAGCUGUUUACAAUCAAGCACUGGGGACUUUUUGGGGUGCUCAGUUUGACGGAGAUGCGGGGUUGCUGAGACCCAACCUCAAACGAGCCAUUCCUCUGGCCUUCAUCAUCCUGCGCGUCUUGGAGCUUGGAAAAGUGAGCGUCGGUUUGAUGGAGGUCGUUGCAGGGUCCCUGGUUGCCAUUUUUCAGCUGCGUAGGAGGUUUAUGUCCAUCCUGCAAGAAAUUUAUGGUUCCCAACGGGGACGCAGAGAGGAGGAUGUGGUGCUGAUCAGCGCCGACUUGAGAGAUGAGCUUCUGUGCGUUUUGGCCCUUCUUCCUCUCUCUUGCAUAGACAUGCGCCUUGUACCUUCUCCUUACCUUGUUUGCAGUGAUGCCUCGAACAGUGCAGAAGCCGCAGUCAGAACGCGCAUCGGCAGUGCAGCCACACGGGAGCUGCAGAAGUAUGGUUUGCAGAAAGGGAUGUGGAACAAGCUGCUCUCUCCUCUUGCAAAAGCUUUUGAGCGUUUUGGCAGGGGAAAGCAAGUGAGAAGUAGGAGGCACAUCAACAUAGGAGAGAUGCGGGCCGCUUUGGCCGCUGAGAAGGAAGUAGGCAAGGAGCAGCCGGGGUCCUAUUAUGUGCACCUGCAAGACUCUCAGGUCAGCCUGGCGGCACUCGUCAAAGGGAGGUCUUCCUCCCGCUCUUUGAACGAGGAGAUGCGCAGGUCGGCUUUCAACCCUGCUGACGACCCUACAAGGGAAGCGGAUCUGCGAAAACCCAGCCUGGAUGAGCCUCGCUGGCUGACAGAACUGCAGAAGGGCGACUGUGGAGAAUUUGACAAGGAGAUGUUGCGCUUGGGCAGCCACCUCAGCCAGAUGACUGGGCUGCCGCCAGAGGAGAAGUUGAAGCCUAGGUUGGAGGUAGACUUGUCGAGCUCUGGAGCUUUGAAGCGCGCCAGACGCCGAGCCGGCGACAAGAAGAAAGGAUCUGCAGCAGUUGAACGGUUAGAACCACCAGUCAAAGAGGCUGGGGUUGGACUGUGGAGAGCCGGGCCUUGUGACGUUGAAGCUCUGAGCGCUGAGCGGCAGUCGCCGGUGGAGGAGACCGGCGGCGAGCUCGCGAUCGGGCUGGGCCAGGCCCACAACCAUACGGCCCAGGGCGCUGAGCGACAGUCGCCGGUGGAGGAGACCGGCGGCAAGUUCGCGACCGGGCGUCAGCAGAUUGCGACACGGUCCGGAGAGCGCCUAGGCACCCACUUGAUGCAUGCAGUUUCCAAAUCAGAAGAAAACGGAAGUGGCGCUGAUAGCGUCAAUGCCAGAGCUGAGGAGGCGAGCCAGAAGUCCCAAUGGAAGUCGGAGGCGCAGAAGAAACGCGCGCUUCUUGAGCUUAGCCAGUUUGACAGCUCUCAGUUUUUGUGGUCAGAAGGCUACGCCAGUUUGGAGGAGGCAAUCGGUGACGGCCCAGGGGUGUUAGACCUUUUUUCUGGAAGCAGAGGAUUUUCGAAAGCGAUGGUGCGGACCGCGAAAACUUGGGUCCUCACUUUCGACAUUGAGCACUCUGUUUCGGAAGAUCUUAGUAAAACCCCCCUCCAACACAACUUAGUAAGGCUAGUUAGGCUAGGACUCUUUGCCGCCAUGGGAGCUGGACCUGUCUGUGCGUCAUUCAGCACAGCCAUAACACCGCCAGUGCGCACCAUCGAGCAUCCCGAAGGGGUCGAUUGGUGCUCAGAAAAGCAACAGCUGAAGAAUGAACUGGGCAACAACUUUUUGGCUUUUGUUUUGCAGAUCACUCUUGCGUGCCUGGAUGCAGGGGUGAUCUUUUUUGUGGAGAACCCUGAUGGGUCUUGGAUGUGGAGGCAGAGACGCCCUGACUUGAGCUGGAGCAGCGUUUUGAGACGUCCUGGCGUCGAUGAUUUCAGGGCGGACUUUUGCCGUUUCGGCACAAAGUGGCGAAAGAGAACUAGGUUUCGGACCAACAGUCACUUAGGCGGGCAGAAGCUGUUCUGUAUUUGCAAGGGCCACCAUUUGGUUCUGCGCGGGAGGUGCAAACAGAGAAAGAUGAACAUGACAAAACUGGCUGAACCCUACCCGAGGGGAUUGUGCAACAUGUUGGCUGGAGCGAUAGCAAGGGAUGCAGGUUUUUUGGGCGAACGCCGAAAGCUGGACGUGAAUCUUUGCGCCCGGCAGUCUUCUUGCCGGAUUGGGGAGGCAUCUCACCCGGGGCCUCGUCGCGCCCCGGGGCAAAGGCCCCCCAUCCAUUUGGGAGAUGUGGAGCUUCUAGAACCUGCAACUAUAGCUAUCAGAGCGCGAGUCAUGCAGCGGUUUUUGGACUGGUUUGAGAUGGAGUGUCCCAACGCCGACUUUUUAUGUUGGCUCCGCGUGCCGAGCUUAGCAGUUUCCUUGCUGGUGGCUUUUGGGUACUUUGCUUUUGAGACUGGCUGCCCCCUGUUUUACUACAGACAGUUGCUUGCACAUGUUCAGAGAGAGCAUCCGCAGUUGCGUCUUUACAUGUUUGCUGCCUGGGACACAGUGAGAAAGUGGGAGAUGCUGGAGCCUAUCCAACAUCGUCCUCCCAUGCCGGAGCCUUUAGUCAGAGCUAUGGCCACAGUGGCCGUGUCAUGGCAGUGGAACAGGUGGAUCAAAGAUCCAAUCAAUGCAGCCGGCUGCGACCCGCGGAAGAUGGCCGUGUCGUGCUUGGAUCGAGGCCUUUUUGAAUUUUGCAUCCGACCAGGUGAAACGCUGGAUUUGACGAAGAAUGCGUCCUUUUGCAUGAAGUCUUUGGAGAAUACCAUCGCCCUUUCGGAGGCCCUGAAGAAGAAUACGGUGGUCAAGACUCUGGUGUUGCGGGAAUGCGAGAUCACUGACGCUGGUGCUGAGGCCCUUGGGCAGGCGCUGGCCGAGAAUCAGUGCAUUGAGGACUUGGAUUUGCAGCAGAAUCACUUGUCCUCCAGGGGCGUCAUCUCCUUAGCUCAGGGGCUGCGAAGCAACCACAGCGUGAAGACAUUGAACCUGAUGACUCAGCAGCUUGGUGCUAGGAACCACAAACUUGGGGAGGAUGCGCUGGAGGGCUUUAUUGCGAUGUUUCAAAGCAAUAUGACUCUCACCAAGCUCAUGUGGAAGGUGGAUUCGCGUCGUGCCUGGGAAGUCUCCAAAUUGAUCACCCGCAACGUGGAGAUUGCCCGCCGUGGCACCGAUGGUGUGAUGCCCGCCCCGAAGCCUGCGCCCGCGCCCAAGCCAGCACCGGCACCUGCAGCAGCCACGCCAGCGGCCAAAGAAACAGCGUACCCGGCAGCAACAGAGCUGCGUACGCCGGCGCCCAAAGAGACGGCAAAACCAGCGAAGGAUUCGGGAGCAGGCGACUUCAGAAUUCUUCCGCUUGCUGGUUGGGCCAAGAUUCAUCAGCGGUUCGCAUAG
Cladocopium goreaui is the source of this 6093-nucleotide messenger RNA. NCBI's taxonomy places the organism in Eukaryota, Dinophyceae, Suessiales, Symbiodiniaceae. The record is from the annotation of a GenBank genome assembly.